This is a messenger RNA of Cylicocyclus nassatus, 771 nucleotides long. The record is from the annotation of a GenBank genome assembly. NCBI's taxonomy places the organism in Eukaryota, Metazoa, Nematoda, Chromadorea, Rhabditida, Strongylidae.
AUGGAUUCUGGACAGAUGGAGAUGAUCAGUGUGGAGCUGCUCCUUACGGCUGCUGCUUCGUCAACUGCAAUUUCGGUUAUGAUCGUCUAUAUUUCUACUAUUCCUGCACUUUUUAGAGAAAUCAAUGAUAUUUCUGAUAUGGUCCACGAUGGCAUUUCCGAAUUUCGCGCACAAACCGAUAUGGCAUGGAAUGAUCUUAUGGAGGUUCAGAUGCUUCUAGAAUCUGCAUCAUAUUCACAUAGUAGACGACGCACUUUGGAUUCAAUUUUUCGCCCGAAGCGGGGGGCUUUACCCCCGUGGUGCAUUUGCAAACCAAUAAGACUCGUAUGCCCUCCUGGUCCACCUGGACCUCCGGGAGCAAGUCCUGUGGGACCACCUGGUGCCACAGGUGAACCCGGUCAGGCAGGACCUGCUGGACAACGCGGAUCACCAGGAAUGCGAGGAGAAGAAGGUCGCCCCGGAGUUGUAGGACCUCCGGGAGAACCAGGAAUCCCUGGGCAAAAUGGUUUACCUGGGCGACCAGGACCGCAAGGUCAAGACGGACGAAUGGGCAAAGGUCAGCCUGGAAAGCAGGGUGUCAUAGGGCGCACAGGUUUUAUUGGAAAGGCAGGCGAGAGGGGUAAGGAUGGUGAACCCGGUAAGCAGGGACCCAUAGGACAGAUUGGGCAAAGUGGAACACCCGGGCGAGAUGGAGUUGAUGGAAUGCCGGGUACUCCUGGAAAAGCUGGUGGUCCCGGCCCGGAUGGGAAGUAUUGCCCGUGUCGAAAAUAG